Messenger RNA from Penaeus vannamei (Pacific white shrimp), 1334 nucleotides. RefSeq lists its product as uncharacterized. NCBI's taxonomy places the organism in Eukaryota, Metazoa, Arthropoda, Malacostraca, Decapoda, Penaeidae. Gene Ontology annotation, molecular function: chitin binding. Gene Ontology annotation, cellular component: extracellular region. The record is from RefSeq and is a predicted model, not a curated record.
CCUCAUACCUCUGGCAGCUGAGCGACUGGAGCUAUAAAGGGGUCCGAGGCGCCUCAUGCCGCGUUUGUGUCUCUGCAGUGAGUCGCAAGAAUGAGUGGGCGUAGUGCAGUGCUUUGCGUGGGCGUGGCCUUGGCGGUAGUGGGCGUGGCGUGGGCUGCCGUUCCCGGGCCCAACGACCCGAGGUACCCCGACUACAUCGUUGACCCCCGCGUGACCUGCACCAAAGAAGGCUCUUUCCACCAUCCACGCAACUGCUCGUGGUAUUACAGGUGCGUGGACCGCAUGAAGAUCGGCUACUUCUGGACCUACCACUUCGAGUGCGAGCCGGGGACUGUGUUCGCCGACGAGCUGGACCAGUGCGUGCACCCGUUCCUGGCGGCGCCGCCUUGCGGUUCUCCGCCCACGACCACGACCACGGAGGUCGUGCCGUGCACGGGCGUGGAGGGCACGUGCAAAACCUACGACAUCUGCCGGCCUCAGCGGGCCAAGAAAACCUUCUGCGCCGAGAUCCGCUGCAACCUGAGGACGUCCAACCUGCGCUGCCCGGCCGGCAUGCAGUUCGACAUGAGCAGCGAGCAAUGCGCGUUCCCCCCCAAAGAGAGCGACCUGUGCAAUGUGUUCGAGUGCGUGGGCGUGCCUGGCACGUGCACCACGUACAAGGUGUGCCGCCCGACGGCGUCCGAGCGCGUGCUCUGUGGGAAGAUGCAGUGCAGCGGCCACUCCACGCCCCUCACCUGCUCCCCGGGGAAGAAGUUCGACGUGGCCACCAGGCAGUGCAUGACGCCGCCCUCGGAGAACGAACUCUGCGCGGUGGACACCAGCAUCACCAUCGUCGAGGAGGGUCAGCUCAAGUGCUCCUAUGACAACCUGUAUCCGAUCAACGACUUCACGUCGAGGCUCCACUGCAAGAGCUUCUCGCUCUGCGACGCAGGCACCUUCCGGGGCGAGAAGAAGCUGUGUGAGACCUACUACGAGUGCUACCGCGCCGGGAGCGAGUGGCGGGUGCGGUCGCUGAGCUGCGUGGCGGGCCUCCUCUACAGCCACGCAGAGGGCAAGUGCGUGGCUCCGCCGACAGCUGCCGAACUUUGCAGGUCAUAAAUUGUGAAGAGGUUCAUCCUGCACAUUUACACGCGCGUGUGUAAGAAUGUGUGUGUGUGAGUGUAUGUGCCUGUGUGUGUCCAUUUAGCCAAGGUAUUACCCUGGCGAUUUAAUAUGUUAGUUGUUGAUACUGAAUAAUGUGUUGCAAUAGGCAUAGAACAUCUAAGUUUCCCCUUAUAUUGUUAUUAGCCAGAACUUCGUCACCGGAAUGUACAGUAAAAUGUCCGCGUUUAUAA